Porites lobata is the source of this 8808-nucleotide messenger RNA. NCBI's taxonomy places the organism in Eukaryota, Metazoa, Cnidaria, Anthozoa, Scleractinia, Poritidae. The record is from the annotation of a GenBank genome assembly.
AUGACUAAUGCUCAUCUUCGUUUAUUUAUUUUCACCAGUUCCGAGUCCGCUGCCAUUUACCCAAUACUGAGUGAUCGAUAAUUAAGUUCAUUCGCUUUAUAUUCUAAUUACCUUUACUUUAUGCCUUGCAGUAUGCAGGUACUCUGUUUGCUCAAACGCAACGUCUGCGGAAGUAAAUUAAGCACCUUUAUUUUUGUUCUUUGCUAUUAAGAUGAAAGAAAAAUGGACUUCGUUCUUCAAGAACUUGAGCGAAACAGGCAAAUGGUAAAUCAGAUUGCUUACAAAACAUUUGCAGCAAGUGGAAUAAAUGGUUCCAUUUUUCCCACUGGUCCCAAGGUAUGCUUCCAUCUCAUAAUGGACAUGAAUUUUAUUAUGAUUUUUCGUUGUUAAAUUGGAUUGUUCUAAUUUCUUUUCUUACAAGAGUUUGUGAACCUCCACCGCACAAGUUUGCAGAAAAUUGUACAGGCAAUCAUACGACUUCAAGAUCAAUUUGAAAUUUGGAAUUAAUUUGCACGAGUAUGUUUUUCAAAAAGUAUGGUAAUUGGAAAACGCACCAGAGCAAAUAAUUCAGUCUAAAUUGAACAAGAAAAGUCGUAUGAUCACCCUUUAAGAAUAUAUAGAUUUAGCCAGGGCUAAAAGCGAAGCUGUGGUUAAUAAUACUUGUAAACAAAAGAAAUUAAAUCGUGUAGUGCUAAACGAGGCGGGCAAUGGUCCAAUUUAUACUAGAGACGAGUCAUCCGUCUAGACGGAUAAUUCGUCUAAGUAUAAAUUUGAAGACGAAUUUCGCUCCGUAAUUCGUCUUAGCACUGAAUUUAUACUAGAGACGGAUUAUCCGUCUGAGACGAAUAAUCCGUCUAGACGGAUAAUUUCUCUCUAGUAUAAAUUCGGCCGAUGAAAAUGGAAUCAAGAUCAAUAGAUCUAAUUAACAAAACAACAAAUUGCACAUGCAGCACGCUUUUUGUCUUUUUUGCCGUUGUUUUGCACAACUACAACGCUGUUUUGUAGGACUAAAGCUUCAAACUUCCUAACUAUACAUUAUUUUUAUGGAGGAAUUGUGGUAUGUGCUUACCCAAUAUUUUGUCUUCUGUGUUCAUGUUCGCUUUUAUUUUUCACUGCCGCUCAUUUUCACCUUGCUGGCCGCUAGCUUUUCUCUUUGUCUCACAGCCGCUUUGAAUUUUCAUGUUUUUCUUCCUACAAAAUUCGUCUCUUUUGUUUUUAAUCACUCGCUCUAGCUCUUUUUCUGUUAUCCACGUGAGUGUGAACAUCAAAAAUAGGGUCGAAAAAGACAGGACUUUGAUAUUAUUUUCUCGUUCUAAAAGUCCGGGCGGCCAUGCGAUUUCUUUCCAAAUAAAACCUUGAGUUGCAUUUGGGUUGCCAUACCUAUUGAUUGAAUUAUUUUACAUUGAUAUGUCUGUGGUGCAGACGGACAGUCGGGCGGUCGGUCGGUGUACGGUCACGUGACUACCAAAUUUUCUCGGAUGGGUGGUUUACCACUUUUUUUACCAAUGGUGCUCCGCUGCGCGCACUUCGCGCGCGAGAGCUCCGCAUAUAUGCGGUCAAUGAACUUAACCUUGUCCCAGAGCAGAUAAUGCCUGGUCUUAUUGGAAACAGCUGAAGUUUGAGUUCGCGAAAGCCGUAUAUCUCAAUUGUGCUCCUUGAUCCGUUCAUACAUCCACUUUCCCGUCUCGCCAAUGUAUACUUUACCGUGUUCACAAGGAAUCUUAUUCAAUACUCCAUCUUGUUUUCGUACAUCAACAGCAUCCUUAAGUCCUAGUAAGUGUGAUCUCAGUUAAUAGGGACCUUAAGCAUCGACAACGAAAUACAUGACGACGACGUUUGUAACCCAAGGAGGAUUGGGUCGAAUCUUUCGUUCUCGGCGGGAAAAACGAAAGUUAAGCAGUGUGUUGUUUUUUGGAGACGACGAUUUUUGGUUAUCUGACAAGUAGCUCUAGCUAUAUGGCUUUCAAAAACGUCCGAAAUCUACUUCUAAUUAAUCACAACGAUGGCUUUAUCAAUGAUGAUGAAUUUGUUGUUCUGUACGACCUCUAUGCAUCGAAAAACCUCGACUUUCCGUGCGAUUCGUACGCACCUUUUGACAUGGAAGAGCGUGAUAAGUCUGAGAGUUUUGCAGAGUUUCGCUUUGGAAAACGAGAUAUACGAAUUCUGAAGGAAGUUUUGCCAAUCCCUGACACGAUAACCUGCAGUCAGCGCUCCGUUUGUGAUGGACUAGAAGGUCUGUGCAUGCUGCUAAAGCUGCUUUCUUACCCAUGCAGAUAUGCAGACAUGGUCCAUAGAUUCGCUAAACCUGUUCCAGUUCUUAGCAUGAUCACCAAUCAAAUGAUUGACUUUGUGUAUAAUGUUCACGGGAAUAGAGUACUUAACUGGAAUCACGAGGUCCUUAGUCCUGUCAACCUGCAGACUUAUGUUGAUGCUGUGACAGCCAGGGGAGCCCCACUGCCCAAUUAUUUUGGGUUUAUUGACGGUACCGUUAGGCCUAUAUCAAGACCUGGAGAACAUCAGCGACUUCUUUACAAUGGGCAUAAAAGGGUUCAUGCCCUGAAAUUUCCAUUGCUUUGCCAAAUGGCUUGAUCGGAAAUCUAUAUGGCCCAGUUGGUAAGUUACAAAACAGUACAGGCCACCAGCUUUAAAGCAGGGAUGUGACCAAAUGUUUAUUUUUGUAGACCUUGCACUUAUUUUAAAAAAGGAAAAAAAAUGAAAAAAAAUGAAACAUUUUUCAAGGCUAUACGACAGGCUAAAUUUAUUGAUUUUCUUGUUCAAUAAUGAUUACCAAGGUGAGAUCACCCCAACAGUUUAUUGGGAGCAUAGCCAGAGAGAAGAGGGGACUGUCCCCCUUCCCCCCUUGAAAUAAAUAUAAACUCAAUAUGAAAUUAGGAAAAAGUUUCUGAAGUACGCAUAUAAUCAACAGCUUAUGCAACCCAAUUGUCCGCAGCCUUUACUCUUACACUGAUACCUACCAUCACCUACCUAUUUUUAGAAGGAAGAAAACAUGAUGCAGGAAUGCUUGCUGAUUCACAGCUACUACACGACCUUCAUCGGUUUGCCUACAAUUCAGCUGGCCAGGCAGUCUGUGUUUGACCCUGCCACCCCCUUAGGUGGCUAGGACCCAGAGGCCACAAAUUGUACAAUACAGAGAUGAGUGCUGUUAGAAGUUCUGUUGAAUGGCUGUUCGGAGAUGUAAUCAACUCGUUUAAGUUUAAUGACUUUAAAAAAGAUCUGAAGCUUUUCCUCAGCAGUUUUGGAAAGAUCUAUGUUGUUUCUAUCAUACUGCGUAAUGCAAAGACAUGCUUGUAUGGUAACAUGACCUCAGAAUUUUUUGACCUUAGGCCACCUACUCUUGACACAUACUUUGGCUAGGAAACCACACUAUUGCUCAGUUUACAAUGCCUUUGAUAAAAUAUGUAUCAAAACCUUAUAACUGCAGUUAAACAUGGUAGAUAUUUGUAUGCUGAUAACUUAAGACUAUUUCUCACACCAUUGAACUUUUUAAAGAGAAAAUGAAUUAUACUAAAAUUAAGCACAAUUUUGUUUCUAAAAUUUUUCUAUUUUUCAAGAAAUGUUAUUGUAACUAUUGAUUUAUUUCCCAACUUUAUUUUCCAUUUUUCAGAAAACUGUGGUUAAUUAACUUAAAUUAAUUUUAUAAAUAUAAAAUAAAAGAGAUUUAUCCAAAAAAAUUAAGCAUAACAUUGCAGAGUCAGGCUAUUUUUUUGGAUUUCCUUCAUCAAACAUUUUACAAAUAUAGGAGCCCAGGGGCCUGUUUGUUGGCGGUUGGGCUGGCACUAACCCAGGACGUUUACCGUGGUGACUUAAUGAAUUUUUACAGAGUCAACCCUGAGUGAAAGCUACCCCAAUCUAACAUGACUGAAUGAAGAUACCCAUGCUUCUUUUAGAGAUUUUGCCUUAAUGAUGCAUAUGCUCGAAAUUGGCUCAAUUUCUAGAGUGGACUCACUAAAUGUAAGAAAUACUAUGAGCUAAUUACAUAAAAGCUCAGCUAAUCAAACAAUAGAAAAAAAAUAGACCCAGCUAUAAAUACUAUUCUUAAGAUUUAUUUUGUGCAUUUAGUGACUGUACAUUAGGGGAAAGUUUGGGCAUUUAGGCCCCUUUGUACAGAAAAAAACAUCUGUCUAUUAGCAAAAACAAUGUUUUAUUUCUUCUAGAAACUUUACAAAACUCUCUAUAGAAAGAAAUAUAAUUACAUCCAUCAACAAUGCUCUUGAAGAUAACUAAAGUCAUAACAAAAGUCAACUCAACAAGUUCAGGGCUCUUCCACAGUCAUAAGGUUCGAGCUUAAUGCUUUUUUAUAUUUUCCAUCACUGCCAUAAAUACCUUGUUUUGCUGGUCAAGCAUAAUUUGAAGGUUUUGCUGUUGAAGCUGCUGCUGUUGCUGCAUCGUGUUGAUCAGCGCUGAGAACAUGGUCUGUUGCUGCUGCGCAGCCUCCUCUUGUUUGGUUUCUGCUAGAUCAAGCUCUCUUUUUCUGAUGGCAAACUCUUCCUUUUUCAAUUCUCUCUCUUUCUCUGACUUCUCGGCCAAAAAUCCGAUUGCAUCAGAGGUGCUCCUCCUCAAUUUAGCCUUUUUUGGUUUCUCGCCACUAUCAUCGCUCUUUCUAAUUGCAAUUGUCUGAAGAGCCGCCUGUCUGAUUUCCUCUGCUUUAGCUUUUUCUUUCUCAUCUUUUGCCUUCCUCUCGUUUCUCAAGGCGUCACUCUUUUCUUCUGCGCUUUUCUCUCGCUCGCGAAUUUCCUCCAGCAAGGCAUCAAGCUCUGUGAGCUCGGGGACAUCUAUCCCAAAGGCUUUCUCUUCUUCUCUUUGCUUUAGUUUGUGCCGGGAGAUCAGGAGUCCAUAUCGAUCUCUCACUGCCCUUGCUGCAACCCUGAAUUAUGGAGUCUUCAGAGAAUUCAAAUAGGCUGCGAUGCUUUCCCAUACUUUUCGGUGCUUUUCGGUUUAAAAUUGUAAGGUUCGCUCGUUACAGCUUCGCAAAGCAUCAAGACAUCAUGGUCUUCCGUCCAAACAAAAUACCUGCACUUACUCGCUGUCAAAAGAACACGAAAAUAUAUAUUUUUAAAGCAAAACUGAAGUUUUAUUAUCUUGAAGUGCAACUUCAAAUUAGCACAGUGACAUGCAGGUCUAAAAUAAGAAGAACAUGACUUCAAAUAUCCCAAAAUUCUCCUUAAAGAAAUCAGUACAGAAAAACUUACAUUUCUUUUGAACGAGUUCUUGCUCGGCUGUAGAAAUGUGGCCUGCCAUGGUUUCGGAUGCUUCUGAAAGAAAGUCAUUUUAGUCUGUUAAAAAUAGCUAAACUGUUAAACAUUUGACUUCUGCUGGUCCGCAAAUAAUACAUCAAACAGUCAUUAUAACAAAAGGUGGAAACAGAUGAUUAUCAGCAUGAAAAAGUUUAGGACGUUUUCAUCAGAGCGAAAAAUGAUUAGUCGUCGACGAAGGCUGGACGACGUUUUGAAAAACGUUACCCAGAAGGUUCGCGGGAAAAUUUCACUUCCGAUCGGCAUCGUCGUCCCAUUUACAUUUCGUUCGAUGUUAAUCUUUUGAAAACGGAUCGUAUGGCAACGACCCUUUUGAUGUAUGGCUGUAGAAUUAAUUUCGGCUGUGGGUUCUUUUAAUUAUUAGAUGCCUUUGUCCAUUCGCAAACUUAAAGGUGUCUGGCAGCAGAUUGCGGCACCUGAUUGGUCCUUAUAUUAUUUUUUAGCCAAUCACAGUGUUCCUUUCUCUGAGAUAUUUGCAUUUUAUUUCAUUUUUUUUUCAGUGCAUUAUGUUUCCUCGUUUUGCACUGUUUAUACUAAACACUGCAUAUUUGAACUCUGCCAAUUCACAUUGAAGAAAUCUUUCAAUAUACAUUAUUAAGUACGGAAUAAUAUUACGUAAAUAAGUAGUUUUGGGUUGACCGACUUUAAUAAAUAAACGCGCUUCUUCCAGGCCUGGCAAAAAGGGAAUCAGAAUCAAGGAUGUCUUUUAAUUUGUGAAGGAAGCAAACUUUGCGGCAUAUGCAAAGAUAUAAACUAUCGAGCUGAAUAUCACGGUGCAAGAUACAAGUUCCCUUUUCUCCAGAUUCGCCCCAUUUUGAGGUACGUCGUAUUUAAGUAAGCCAGGAAAAGUAUUUUUCAAAAAGAGUGGAUACAAUUUUUAACAAAAAUUUCAGCUGAAAUAUAGAUUCUGAUCGUUUAAAUGUUAUUUCAAGUCAGAUUUGAUGUGGCUGUGAAUCUACCACCCAGAAAGCAUUAGUAUUUUUUUCUAUCAGUUAUUACUUACAUCUUUUUAUCUAGGUUCUUAUUCAGGAAACUGGAAAAAGACGGCUUUUAGGAUUGGGUGUUGUUGGUGAAUAUUAUGGAAAUCAUGCCCUGCCGGGUUGGCUAAAAGGAUCCGUGGGAUAUCACAUUGAUGAGGGAAAAAUAUUUGACGCAAACAACCCUACAAAGGGAAGAGAGUACGAAGGUAAGGAAAAAGAGCUGAAGAAAAUUAACUUGGAGGAUAACUAAUCCUUUCAGUUUUCGAGUUAGUUUUAGAGACUUAAGGGAAUUUUUACGUAAAAACGUCUAUUGUAUGACAAGACCAAUGAAAUUUCUUCCUUCCAUAUGUUAUAAAUUUUCCAAAUUAGAUUUGAAAAGGAGAACGAUUUAAUAAUUACCAUCUCACAAGAGUGAGGUUGCGAAAAAAUCACGAGUCCCACGGACAAGAUUUUACCUCAUGCACCAAUUGAUACUACAUGUGAGAUUGAACACGUGACCAGCACACCGCAUGAGCAACUGGCAAACCGUACGAGGUACUCGGUUAUUUUGAGAAGGAAAAUCAACUUAUCCAAGCAGCGCGCACACGUACGAAACGACUCCUUCCAUCACCUGUCCUGUAACAGAAGAAAAAAACUUGCAAUUCUUUAAUUCCCGGCCUCGAAAGGUCGGCUUCGGAGGCGAGAACGAGAUCAAGAGGCAAGAGGGCUAAGACGAAUCAGGAUGGCGCUUCCGCUGCAACAGACAGUAGCCGAACGAACAGUCACGCGUAAAGUCAAAGACUUCACAGAAUCACUAAACCCAACCUGGAAAGACACACUUCGACAAUGGGCUCUGCUGUAAAUCAAAUCGGUUCAAAUACCGAGGAAUUAAUGGAAAAAUUUCUAGGAAUGAUACAAACAGUCGCUCAAAAAAAAGCGUCCGAGUGGGCAAUCAAAAUUGAAUGCAACGCUGGAAUCUUUGGGAGAAAACUCACUAAACGAAAUAUUGCUAACGGGAGAACCGUUCAUCACCUUCUUUAGAUGGUCAUUUUUGGCACAGAGUUGAUGAACUUGUAAUUAAAAGACCUCACAAUGAGGGUCACACUCAAGCAAGCUACAGACAUUCUCAUGUCCUCAUGGAGAGCAUCCGUACAACAACAACCUGGUCCCUUCAUCAAACAAUGGUUGGACUUUCUAGUAAAAGGAACAGGGAUCACAGCUCGCCCACUUUGGAACUGUAAUUGAUUUCUUAACGUCUCUGUUUACCAAAGGUCUGGGUUAAAGUUGCAUUAAUACAGCCAGGUCUGCAUUAUCGUGCAUUAUGUAUACAGACGCAAUAUUUUGUAAUUGUUCGAUUCAUCAAGAUGUGUUUGAGAAUCGCCCUGCUCUUCCAAGGAACAAAAUUGUGUGGGACAUUGUCACCUGUUGAUCGAUUGUCCCUUAAAAACCUUUCACUCAAAACUGUCACACUGUGGUUCUAAUUUAUGCCCAACGUUUGCAGACUAUACAUAAACCAAACCAGAAAGACAUCAAGCAGCAUUGGAGUUUACUGCUUAGCCAGAGGAACCUGAUUUUAGCAUAGUUUCCACUAUUGCUGCUUAUAUUAAGAGGACUCGGGGGAACUCAGGCGAAAUCAAACUGCCCUGUUUAUCGGCUUUACUAAACCACACAUAGUGGUGAGUAAGUCUACUAUUGCACCAUAGGAUAAGAUCACCUUACAACUGAAAUAUAGGUGUUGAUAUGGCCAUGUUCACACCGCACAGUACCCGAGCUGCAUCAUCCACAAGCAAAGUUGAUACUUCAGUCUUUUAGAUGACCAAGUUCUACCCACCUAUAUGGCAUCACCAACAUAAAUCUAAAUCUGUUCCUUCCGCCUCGUUUAAAAUAUGCAGUUUGCAGGUCACGUGCUCAAUCUCACGUAAUCCCUACGUAUCUCUACUGGAUCGAUACACUUACAAUCAAUCUUUAACUUAAGGUAAGUCUGGUUUAAUUUUUAAUUAGCAUUAGUUUUAGCUAUGGCCAACCAAAGACGGGCGGGUUCUAUCCACUGAAGAGCAAGGAAAUUAAACAGGUUUAUUCCUUGACUCGCAUUCAACAACUGUCGAAAGCGUACUAUACUAAAAGGUAAACUGGAAAGCAGCAACAACAUGCAACAAGGUAACGGACGGACGCAAUAUCUAACUUCCCAGAGUGUUGAGAGUUGUUGGCCAACAAUGUUAAGUCCGUUUGCACGAGGCUUAGCAUUACAAAUACCGAGGUCUAAUUAGCCAAAGCUUUAAAGCGCUUCAUAUAAUUCAUUUAGGUCUCCUCGCCAUUGUCAGGCCGCAGUGUUUGGCCAAGUAAUUAAACUUAUUUUCCAAAUUUUCUUUGCAGGCGCCAUGGCCUACAGAGGGGACUUGAUUGGCUGCACAGUCAAGUUUGACUUGGCAAAAGAUGGGAAAGUUCCAAUCGUGUUUUAUUUAAACGGAAGGCCGAUCACUGAGCAUGAAAAUGAGAUAUUAAUGGAGUACACUCACAAUGGGAAAUUGUAUCCCUACAUUGGUAUGGGACACACAGGAUUAAGAGUGCUGGCAAAG